GCUGGUACAGAUACAGCGCCAGAGCUGGUACAGACACAGCGCCAGAGCUGGUACAGACACAGCGCCAGAGCCGUUCCUCGGGACGAUGAGCAUUUGCUCUGGGAUACGAGUGGGUGACGCCGUGAGCCACUGGUCCCCCCGUCUCCCGGCUCCCACCAUCUGAACCACGCAGGAGACGCCAAACUAAACAUGUAUGGCAACGCUUCGGAGAACAUCACAGCGCCAGAUGCCAUGGACGAGCUGGCCAUCGCCUCGGCGUUUGGUACCAUAUUGUCCAUCAUGUACGUGGCCGGCGUGACGGGCAAUGUGUACACACUGGUGGUGAUGUGUCAGUGCAUGAGGUCCGCUGCCCCCGUCUACAUCUCCAUCGUCAACUUGGCGCUGGCCGAUCUCCUGUAUCUCUCCACCAUCCCAUUCAUCGUCUGCACCUACUUCGCAAAGACCUGGUACUUUGGCGACGUGGGCUGCAGGCUCCUAGUGAGUCUUGACCUCCUCACCAUGCACGCCAGCAUCUUCACCCUCACCUUGAUGUGUACCGAGCGCUAUCUGGCCGUGGCCAAACCCCUGGAAACGGCGAGCCGCUCCAAAGGCUACAGGAAGGCCAUGGCCGGGGCGGUAUGGAUGGUGAGCUUCCUCUUGGCCCUCCCCGUCAUGAGCAUGUUUAAAAUGCAAGAGAGCAGGGUGGAGAACGGGGCCAUCAAGCGGACCUGCGCCAGCACUUGGAGCCAGGAGUUUUACACCGUUUACCUGACUGUACUAUUCAGCACCAGUAUCGUAGCGCCGGGAAUGAUCAUCGGCUACCUCUACACACAGUUAGCAAGGACCUACCUGAAAUCCCAAAGGAAGACGUUGGCAAAGAGCGAGAACAAGCAAGCGUCCAAACAGAGAGUGGUCCUGAUGAUCUUUAGCAUCGUGGUGGUCUUCUGGGCGUGUUUCCUGCCUUUCUGGGUCUGGCAACUUAUCCUUCUCUAUUCCACCAGCCUCAACAUGAGCCAGCGGACUGUAACGUGCAUCAACUAUUUCAUGACCUGCCUGACUUACAGCAACAGUUGCAUUAACCCCUUCCUGUACACGCUGCUGACCAAGAACUACAAAGAGUAUCUGAAACAAAGGCACAAACAGCUCCAGCGAUCAGGAUCCACGUCGUUUAGACGAAACGCCAGCCUGCGGCGAUCUAUUAAAUCCAUCUCUUCAUGGAACCACAAUAGCAAUUCUUCCGAGACUGUGGGCAUGGCUCAUUUGAAAGGGUCGAAGUGACACUGUACGUGUCUAAAAUAUCAUGCUCGCUCAAGCCUUCAGGUAGGAAUUUAAACAUUGUCUGACUGUUUCUUGCACCUUACACUGGGAACAAUC
Molecule: messenger RNA, 1353 nt
Organism: Leucoraja erinaceus (little skate)
Lineage: Eukaryota; Metazoa; Chordata; Chondrichthyes; Rajiformes; Rajidae
Product: urotensin-2 receptor
Exons: 1
Coding region: 190-1257 (355 amino acids)
Biological process (GO): blood vessel diameter maintenance; regulation of blood pressure; neuropeptide signaling pathway
Cellular component (GO): membrane
Molecular function (GO): urotensin II receptor activity
Source: RefSeq, a predicted model, not a curated record